Myripristis murdjan (pinecone soldierfish) is the source of this 2142-nucleotide messenger RNA. RefSeq names its product basic leucine zipper and W2 domain-containing protein 1-A-like. Gene Ontology annotation, molecular function: protein binding. The transcript has 12 exons. NCBI's taxonomy places the organism in Eukaryota, Metazoa, Chordata, Actinopteri, Holocentriformes, Holocentridae. The record is from RefSeq and is a predicted model, not a curated record. Gene Ontology annotation, cellular component: membrane; cytoplasm. The coding region runs from base 8 to 1399 and encodes 463 amino acids.
UCAACGGAUGCGCAUGCGCCGUGGCGGUCCACUAUUUCCUCCCUGGCAUCUGGGUCGCUUACAGUUAACUCAGUUUGUGUCGCAAUACUUUGGCCUUCACCGACUGUUUUUGAUCAAACAAAGGAUUCCGGGUGUUUUUAUGAGUAAUCAAAGGCAGCAGAAGCCUACGCUAACAGGCCAGCGUUUCAAAACUAGAAAAAGAGAUGAAAAGGAGAGGUUUGACCCUACCCAGUUUCAGGAAAGCAUCGUACAAGGUCUGAACCAAACUGGCACUGAUUUGGAAGCGGUCGCAAAGUUCCUUGACGCCUCUGGUGCCAAGCUCGACUACCGACGCUAUGCCGAGACACUCUUCGACAUCCUGGUGGCCGGUGGAAUGCUGGCCCCAGGUGGUACCUUGUCAGACGACAUGACCCGCACAGAGUUCUGUCUCUUCACAGCACAAGAAGACAUGGAGACCAUGCAGGCAUACGCACAGGUCUUUAACAAGCUUAUCAGGCGUUACAAGUACCUAGAGAAGGGGUUUGAGGAGGAGAUUAAAAAGCUGCUGCUGUUUCUUAAGGGCUUCACAGAGUCUGAGCGUAACAAGCUGGCCAUGCUAACUGGGAUUCUGCUGGCCAACGGCAAUAUCUCUGCCUCCAUCCUCAGCAGCCUCUUCAAUGAGAACCUCGUCAAAGAAGGUGUUUCGGCAGCCUUUGCUGUGAAACUCUUCAAAUCCUGGCUUAAUGAAAGGGACAUCAACUCCGUCGCCGCCAGUCUCCGAAAGGUCGGCAUGGACAACAGGCUUAUGGAGCUGUUCCCUGCCAACAAGCGAAGCUGCGAGCACUUCUCGAAGUACUUCACGGACGCCGGGCUCAAGGAGCUGUCGGACUUCGCCAGGAACCAGCAGUCCAUCGGGGCCCGCAAGGAGCUGCAGAAAGAGCUUCAGGAGCAGAUGUCGCGCGGGGACCCCCUCAAAGACAUCAUCGCCUACAUCCGAGAAGAAACCAAGAAAAGCAACAUCUCCGAGCAGACAAUGAUUGGGAUAAUCUGGUCCAGUGUAAUGAGCUCCAUGGAGUGGAACAAGAAGGAGGAACUCGUCACAGAACAAGCCAUCAAACACUUAAAGCAAUACAGCCCCCUGCUGAAGGCGUUUACCUCCCAGGGCCUCUCUGAGCUCACUCUCCUGCUGAAGAUCCAGGAGUACUGCUAUGACAACAUCCACUUCAUGAAGGCCUUUCAAAAGAUUGUUGUGCUGCUCUACAAAGCGGAUGUCCUGAGCGAGGAGGCGAUUCUGAAGUGGUACAGCGAGGCCCACCUUGCCAAAGGAAAGAGCGUUUUCCUCGAGCAGAUGAAGAAGUUUGUGGAGUGGCUCAAGAACGCAGAGGAAGAGUCCGAGUCUGAGGAGGAGGAAGCAGACUGAGGACCUCAAGCCAACUACCAUCAUCCUUUUGUCUUUUGUUUUUUUUUUUUGUUGUUGUUUUUUUUUCAUUAACAUAGUACCGCAGUGGAUUGUUUUGUUAAAGCAGUCUCGAUCUCCAUUUCUUUUGUUUCCUUUUCUAUUCUACCUCCUCUACCGCUAAAUCAUGAUGUCUAGGUGUACUGUAAUGUAAGGGCUUUUACAGCUUGUUCAUUGUAGACACAUUUUUCUAUCUGAACCAACAAUCGAGUACUCUUCUUCAGCUCCUCCUCAGAGGCAGGACACAAUGCCACAUUUAAUGAAACUGAUUGAUCCCCCUUUGUUUGAUGCAUCAGAAGGGGAUUCUUUGUGAAGAUGGUUCCCUUUAAAAUUAGCCAGUUUACAGGCGUAUUUGACAGCCAUCUUUUUUAAUCAUGGGAUUGUAGUUUGCCAGAGGUUCAUUAUAACUUACCUGUGUUGCCAUCAUAUCUCGGACCUCUGUGAGAGGCAUACUAUUUUCCUUACCUCAUUUUUGCAUCUCUGCCAACUAUGUGACAACUUUGAGUUUUAGCUCCUCUCUCCAUCACAUUUGAUGGAGUUGUGCCAGUUUUGACUGCAAAGGUGCUGGUGGCAAUGCCCCUUGAAAUGAACUGUAAUUGCUCUAUUCGUCUUCUGUAACAUAACCAUGCUAACUCUUAGAUUUAAUAGUUUUUUUUCUUUACCCUACAAUUUGACUUUUUAAAAUAAAGGUUAAAUAACGGUUUUCA